Messenger RNA from Arabidopsis thaliana (thale cress), 602 nucleotides. Its product is annotated as DNA repair DEAD helicase RAD3/XP-D subfamily protein. Bases 1 to 441 code for a protein of 146 amino acids. The record is from RefSeq and is marked reviewed. The transcript has 7 exons. NCBI's taxonomy places the organism in Eukaryota, Viridiplantae, Streptophyta, Magnoliopsida, Brassicales, Brassicaceae.
AUGAGGAGAUUUUUUGAAACAGUAACUGAAAUAUUAAUGAAAAUUGAGCUGUUUACUGCAUAUCAAAGCUUCAAUACCUCCUGCUCAGUUCUCGCUUGGCAACAGAACUAUAAAUCUCGGCUUCUGAAAGGCAAUUUGACUCAUUCGAAAGCUGCCCCUGAAGCAGCCACCGAUCCAUUGAAUCAUGGAGGUGGAUUCAUACCGGAAACGCAACAAAGAGACACUCCUGCAUCUAUAAAUGUGGAGAAAGCUGAAACUGCAACUAAGAAGAGAACCAAAAUUCCUACCAUAUACUAUGCUUCACGAACUCAUUCUCAGAUUACUCAAGUGAUUCGUGAGUAUAGGAAAACUGGUUACAGAGUCCCCAUGGCUGUAUUGGUAGGAGGAUUAGGUGUUCAUGAGGACAAAAGUCAACAACCAUAUCUUCCAAUUAAUUCAUGAUGAGCAUUACGGUACAUAAAGAGUCAUUAGAAACAUAUGAAAGAAGAUACCAGCAUACAUGAACAUCAUCUGAAACAGAAAAAUAAAAGACAGGUUAAGUGAAUAUAUCAAAUCAGCUGAUGCACCAUACUAUUAAACGACACAUAUAAUAACGGCAAAGG